AUGUUCAUUCAUUUCCAAAUAUUUAUAUUUAUCUUUUUUAUUGGACGCUUUAUUGCUCAACCUAUCGAUAAGGAUUUGCCAUCAUCGAAAAAUGCGAAUAAGCAAUUAUGCUUAAUUUGUCAAGAGAAACAGCAGGAAUAUGAUGAUGGUAAUGAGGGGAAUGGAAUAAGAAUUGAUGCAUUACUUGAAUAUGAUAAAACAAUGGGAGUUGACAAUCUUGAUGAGAUUGAAAAUGAAAUUUCAUUGAUCAAUUCAACUGCAUGGUUGCAAAAUCCAAGUGAUCCAAAAGAUUGGAAAGACAAAGUAGCAAAG
Messenger RNA from Loa loa (African eye worm), 312 nucleotides. RefSeq lists its product as hypothetical. The transcript is spliced from 3 exons. The annotation marks the transcript as partial. The record is from RefSeq and is a predicted model, not a curated record. NCBI's taxonomy places the organism in Eukaryota, Metazoa, Nematoda, Chromadorea, Rhabditida, Onchocercidae.